Molecule: messenger RNA, 1095 nt
Organism: Penicillium roqueforti
Lineage: Eukaryota; Fungi; Ascomycota; Eurotiomycetes; Eurotiales; Aspergillaceae
Exons: 3
Coding region: 1-1095 (364 amino acids)
Cellular component (GO): membrane
Source: RefSeq, a predicted model, not a curated record
AUGUCUCUUCCUUAUCUCAAGUCGUUGAAAAAGCCUGAGUUGGCCGAGUUGGCCGAUCAGACCGAACUCCCAAACUACAAUGACUAUAACAAGAAUGAUCUUGUCGUAGUUCUGGACAGACACCUCCGUGAAAACCGCUCAAUCUUCUCCGGGCUCAAGAGUCUCUCUGAAUACUACUUACGCCUGGCCUCUCCACCCCGCAGAGGAGGAUCGCCCGUGAAGCGCGAAUCCGCGCGAACCCCGGCACGAACCCCGGCACGCCGCUCUACUAAGAAGGAAGUGAGGGAAGAGGAAACGGAUGAAAAUAACGAGGAUGCGGAAGAACCCGAGCCCAGCCCAACUGUAAUCAGCCCGACACCAGCUGUGGGGCGCACGAGCGCACGCCAGUCUGCGCGCCAAACACCCCAACAGACACCCCGUCAACCAGCAGUUCUCUCUACCGUCGUGGACUCAGAGCCAUCGCUGCCCGCAUCUCCAGCUGCCAUCACCGAAGCUAUCGACGCACAGACGCUCAAGUUGCGCGAGAGAAUUGAGGAUGCAUGGACUGCAUCGGGCUUAGUAGAGCGGGCGCAUUCUCUGCGAGCAACGCUGAGCAGCGGGAAGGCGGUUGAGAUCAUCGUGCUGCUGCUUGAAAGCGGCAGUCUUGCGAAAGAGUUGAUCCCGAUACGCUUCCUUACCACUACACCGGUUGUGCAAGCCGUACAGAUCCCGGCGAUUCGGAUCCGGGUUCCUGAUUUAUUUGUGCUGCUGGAAGGAACGUUCUGGGGGCCGUUUUCGCUGUGGUUCCUUACUUGUCUGCUUUUGCCUUUGAUUUCUGCCUACUUUAUCAACUUGAGCUGGAAUGCUUCUAGCAGUACGCGCCGCACCCAGUCUGCGCCUAAUCUCGCCCAGUUUGAUCCGUUGACGUUCAACAUCGUCAAAGCCUUGCUCGUGCACAUUGUGUUUGGCAAAGGUUUCAACUUCUUUGGUUUCUAUAGUCGGUAUGCUAUUGGGAAGGUAAUUGACUCCGUCCCUGGUGGAGACCUUGGUAUCUUGACUGGAUCCGCUAUCGGUGGUGUGACUGCUCUGUACGAAGCUAUUCUGCACCGCCCAUAA